GAUUUAUUCAUAACAUUUACCUGCAAUCCUAGGUGGGCAGAGAUAGAUCGUUUUCUCCACCAAAGGAAUUUGAGAGCGGCAGAUCGGCCGGAUGUAAUUAGUCGUGUUUUCAAGAUCAAACUUGACGGGUUGAUUAAAGAUCUUCGCAAAAAUAAAGCAUUUGGGAAUGUUAAAGGAGUUGUUUAUACAAUUGAAUUUCAGAAACGCAGUUUGCCUCAUGCACAUAUUUUGUUGUGGUUAUCGAAUGAAGAUAAAUUGCCCUCACCAACUGAUAUAGAUAGGGUAAUAUCUGCUGAAAUCCCAGAUAUAAAUCUAGAACCGACGUAUUACGCAGCGGUGAGGGAUUUUAUGAUGCACGGACCUUGCGGUCGUGCAGUGAAGUCUGCGCCUUGCAUGGUUGACAGUAAAUGUACAAAGUACUUUCCCAAAAAAUGGUGUGCAGACACGACCGUUGAUGACGAUGGUUAUCCAGUGUAUAGGCGUCGGAAUAAUGACCGCGUAAUCUCAAAGAAUAAGGCCGAUUUGGAUAUUAGGUUUGUUGUUCCGCACAACCGUUAUUUGUUGAUGAAGUAUGGAGCUCAUAUGAACGUAGAGUGGUGUAAUCGGUCAAUGUCCAUCAAAUAUUUGUUUAAGUACAUAAACAAAGGCCGUGAUCGUGUGACGGCGGGAUUUUACCAGGCAGUUGACGGUGAUGCACAACAAAAACCGAUUGAUGAGAUUCAAAUGUA
Messenger RNA from Cuscuta europaea, 728 nucleotides. NCBI's taxonomy places the organism in Eukaryota, Viridiplantae, Streptophyta, Magnoliopsida, Solanales, Convolvulaceae. The record is from the annotation of a GenBank genome assembly.